Molecule: messenger RNA, 2682 nt
Organism: Thelazia callipaeda (thelaziosis nematode)
Lineage: Eukaryota; Metazoa; Nematoda; Chromadorea; Rhabditida; Thelaziidae
Source: the annotation of a GenBank genome assembly
AUGGAUAUUGAUGGAUUGAGUAGUUUCGUAGACUGGUACGAAACACUCAGUUAUGAGCCUUUACUUGAUCGUAGAAAGCGAUCAAUUGAUGGCUCGUAUGCACCUGUGAAUCUGCUUUUCACUUCCCAUAAUAGGUCAUUCCAUUUGAUACUUCAUUCACUGGACGAUGAUACUAAUGUGUUUAGUGAUAAUUUUAUUUUUGAUGUUGAUGGGAAGGAUGAACAUGUACCAAUGAAAGAUUUUUUGGUCCAUGGUUAUGAUAAAAAUGAUCCAGAAUCUACUUUAUAUGGCUCUUUUCGAGAUGGAAUAUUUGAUGGACAUGUAAUUUAUAGCGAUGGAGAAUCUUUUACAAUAGACAAAGUGGAUAGAUAUUUACACUGGAAAUAUAGACCAAAACAUUUUCAUUCUAUUAUUUAUUCAGAUAGUUCAAUCAAUUUUUGGAAACUGAGAAAGAAACGAUCAGUGGUAGAAGUGGAUCAUAGUUGUGGGCUCAGAGAUUCAAUGCAGCAAAACAUGGAAAUGUUCCAAAAUAGUGUCAUUUAUGAGGAUGAAAAAAAUGAGCAAUCUUUUCGAGGCGAUGCAUUUGAUCAACGAUACAUAUUUGAAUCACGACUUAAACGAGCUGCUGAAAAAACAAAAACGAUCCGCGGGAAACAAAUUUAUGCAGUCAGGGCCUGUUACGUUUACCUCCAAGCUGAUCAAAAGCUUUAUCAGCAUGUUUAUCAGAAAGAAGGAAAUAUGGAUGACGUCAGGACCAGAGAAGAAAUCGCAAGUCUUUUCUACAAUCACAUUAAAGCAGUGAAUCAGAUCUAUGAAAGUACAAGUUUCGGAGGUAUUAACGGCAUUACGUUCGUUAUACAACGUAUCUCGCUUUACACUCCCAGCACUUGCGUAGAUGGUAAACCUAGGGAAAAGUCUCAAGAAAAUCCGUUUUGCGAAGAAAAUGUUGAUGUAUCAAAUUAUUUGAAUCUCAAUUCACGGAAGAAUCACUCUGAUUUUUGUUUAGCUUAUGCAUUCACAUUUCGCGAUUUUGUAGGUGGUACUCUAGGUCUUGCGUGGGUGGCCAGUCCUAAUCACAAUACGGCUGGUGGUAUCUGUCAGCAGUAUACAAAAUAUAGCGAAGCAUCGAAUUUUGUUUAUCGAUCUUUAAAUACGGGUAUAAUAACACUGGUGAAUUAUGGUAACCGUGUUCCUAAUCGAGUGUCACAGCUUACUUUGGCGCAUGAAAUUGGCCACAAUUUUGGAUCGCCUCAUGAUUAUCCCCUAGAGUGCCAGCCGGGCUUACCAGAUGGAAAUUAUAUUAUGUUUGCUUCGGCAACUUCAGGUGAUAAAAAAAACAAUGCUCAAUUUUCUAAUUGUUCAAUAUCAAACAUUACUUUGGUGCUUACUGAGGUGUUGCAACAGCGGCCUGCUGAUAGUGAAGUUUCAGCAAGGAUCGGGGGUUUUGGUAGUAGUAUAGGAGCCGGAAAACGAAAUUGCUUUAGGGAAGCAAAAUCUGCUUUUUGUGGAAAUCAAGUGAAAGAACCUGGAGAAGAAUGCGAUUGUGGUUACAGUGCUGAAGAUUGUCAGACGAUGAAAGACAACUGUUGUUAUCCUCGUCAAGCAGGAUUGGGAUCUGGAUGUAAACGCAAACCAUCCACACAGUGCAGCCCAUCUGAAGGGCCAUGUUGCGAUGCUUCUAGCUGUUCACCCUAUGCUUCUAGAAAAAAUCUGAAAGUCGAUAUGCAAGAUGGUAUAGGCUUAUGCAGUGAUAAUCAUUCUCAUAGAACAUGUCGCGCGGAAUCGGAAUGUUUGAAACAACAACAGUGUAAUAGCGAAAGCCCAGAGUGCCCACCAUCUGAUCCUAAGCAGAAUGGAUUACCCUGUCAGGAUUCAACAAAAGUGUGUAACGACGGUAAUUGUAAUGGAUCAAUCUGUGCGCAGGUAGGACUAAAAGACUGCUUCUUGACAGUGGGAUCACCGGAACACUUGUGUCAUCUAGCUUGUGAGGAAAAAAAUGGAACUUGCUUGUCUAGUCUUGUGCUACCUCAGUUUGCUGUCGGCAAAUAUAAGCAGACUGGUCGCGAAGAUAAACCUGGGUUGAUUCUGCUUCCGGGAUCUCCGUGCAACAAUUAUAAAGGUUAUUGCGAUAUUUUCCGUAAAUGUAGAAGAGUCGAUGCAGAUGGGCCUUUAGCACGCUUAAAGAAUGUCAUUUUCAACCCUAAAACUUUACAUGAAGUUAAAUUUUGGAUUCAAGGUAACUGGUGGGUAGUUGUAGCUGGAGGUCUGGGUUUAUUGCUUUUUAUGACUCUUUUCAUUAAAAUUUGUGCUGUUCAUACUCCAAGCACCAAUCCAAACAAAGCUCCUGCUUUAAACAUUUACGAUACUCUCCGACGUCCAAAGAAUCUGAUUCAAAGGAAGCGAGGUCCUGGAGCACAGAUCAAUGCAUCUGCUGGAGCGCGAAAUAGUGCGGGGCAUUCAAGAAUUGAAGAAACAGGAAAUUCUCGUUCAGCGUUCAGACCAGUAGCUUCAGCUCCUCCUCUUCCUCCACCACCAACAAAUGUACUGGUAAUCAAACCACCACCACCCUAUUCAGUUGUUGUCCCGGGAUCUUCGGUUGCGUUAAGCGGUCCCAAACGUGGGCAUCGAAAAAAUCGAAGAAGAAAUGAUGCUGAAGUAAGAGCGAAAAAUCGCAGAAAUUAA